AUGAUGCUACUGGACGCUUCUGAUUAUCCUUUGGGCAUGCACCUUUUCCGUGAUGCAUCUUCUCUUCUGCUCGCCACUCUCGUACAUGAGAUCAAAUUCCGUCCCAGCAUGAUACUGCCUAUUCACGACCUUGUCUACUCAUUACACGCGACAAAUGCGGGGGACUUUGGAUACCAGCCAACCUAUGAUGUUCCGUGUAUCAGGGACGGCAUCCGAGGAAUCGGCUGCGGACUCGACAAUCUGCACUGUCCAUGUGACACAGACGGACAGGAGGCCAUGACAUUGGUCCUGAUAUCAUGUCUGGCUACACGCACGCCAGUAAACAUGCCGAGAGCUCGAGAUGCUGUAUCGUCAGCCUGUGCACAUGUAGCCAAGAGGAAAGGUCCAACCACUGGGCCCUUGUCUACCUCCAGCAUACCAAGAACCGUUGAAGUUGCCGUCGAGCAGCAUGUAUCGGCAAGAAACGCUUCUGUGAGCCAGCAAGAUCAACUUGGUGAUACAGUAUCAACGAAGAGCGGGAUGUCGACUGGAGCUAUAACAGGCAUCGCCGUCGCAGUGGUUGCGGCCGUCCUCCUGAUACUUGCCUUGGUAUACUUGGGACGCAAAAAGAGGAGGACCAUUUUUGAAGAGGCUGGGUACGGCGGCGGGACAGCAACUGAGUUAAACGGGAAACGCAGUCCUAUGCAUGGGACAGGCACAGAAAGGACCAUAUCUCGAGAAGCACCAUCGUCCGCUUACUAG
This is a messenger RNA of Colletotrichum tamarilloi, 741 nucleotides long. RefSeq lists its product as uncharacterized. The record is from RefSeq and is a predicted model, not a curated record. The transcript is spliced from 2 exons. Lineage: Eukaryota; Fungi; Ascomycota; Sordariomycetes; Glomerellales; Glomerellaceae. The coding region runs from base 1 to 741 and encodes 246 amino acids.